UCGGUAUAGACUACCCCCGGUGGACAAUCGUCGCUCCUACUCGACGAGAAUACAAAGAAUACAAGUCACGAAGUGAGUGAGUGCGGAGACUCGAGAAGAGGUCGAUCAUUCCCCAGUUGUCGGAUGGCUUAAUCUUAGCAUCGGCUGCAUCAUCUGCAAUAUUUAAAAAUUAUUCCCGAUAAUUUUGAGUGAUUUAAAAAAAAUGUGAAUUUCCCCGAAGAGUUGGCAAUUUAACCCAUCAUUUCGGCAAAAUAGUGCGGCAAUUAGUGAAAUCACAAAUGAUUAAAAUGUCGACUGAAGAGACCAGAGUGGGUUGUUUUCAAGUGCUCCUAUUAUUCCUCCUGGCAAUAAAUUGCAUUAUCGUUGCAAUGAGUCAUACAUUACCCGCAUUCCACAAUUACACCCCUAGAUUUUACUGCGAGAGUUUGGAUCAGGGCAAUAGGAGUUACGGAUGUGUACGUGGGGUGGAAUUGGAGAAUUCAACGGGGGCAGGGAAUUUUUGCCAAACUGAUUACGUAUUUGUGACGGAUCGAGGGGAGAAGAGUGUGGUUACUGAUUGGGGACUCGUUUGCGAGAAAAGUUAUCUCCGGAAUUUGGCUAAUGUUGUUUAUUAUGUUGGGGCUGCAAUUGGUGCAUUGAUCGCAGGGGUGGCUGCAGACAGAGUUGGAAGACUUCCGGUUCUUGCGAUUUGCCUGUAUGCGCAAGGGACUAUGGCAGUGGCCACAUACAUUGUUCAGAGUUAUCCGGUCUUCCUGGGUCUUCGCGGUGUUCAAGGGAUAUUCGCACAAGGAUUACACUCAGCGACGUACAUUUUAAUUCUGGAGUUAUUCCCAACAAAGUUCAGAACACUAGUAUUCACUGUGAUGGGAGUCGCCUGGUCUCUAGGAUUACUACUCUUAGCUGGCCUCAGCUACAUCAUCCUGGACUGGAGGAUUCUCCAAUUGGCGGUUUCCGUGCCUACAGCCAUUACAGUCCUCUACGUCGGGAUCAUUCCCGAAUCAACAAGAUGGUUGCUGGCCAAGGGAAAAACUACUGAAGCUGAUAUGGCCCUUGAAAAAAUUACAAAAUACAAUGUCUGCUGUUGUGGUGACAAAGUGCGUAGAGAAUUAGUAGCAGAUAACAGUGAAAACACAACACCUGUUAAACCAACACGAAAAUCUCAGAUUUUUCCUGAUCCCAAAGACAUAACUGAAAGCGAAGCUGCAAAUCUGCUAACACCAACAAAUUCAGCACACCGAAAUUCCCGAAGAAUCAGUUUACGUGCCAUUUCGGAGAAUCUUGAGAAACGAUUAUCUAAUUUAACACCGGAAGCGUUGGCUGAGGGUAAUAAUGGAGAAGUGGAAAUUGGGGAGUCAUCAACGUCUCGGAGUAAUCGAAAUUCUAAGGCAUUCACUGAUGAGAUAAUUGUCGAUGAUGAUGAACAUGUGGGGGAAUCGAAUGAUGGCAGUUCGAUUAAAGUGGACAUUAAACCGGUGGAAAAUCACCUGUCUGAGGAGAGUCAAGCGAAUGAGAACGAAGAGACUGAGAAACUCUCGGGAAUAUCGGAGACGUCGGCUUCUACUAAUCUGUUUUUUAUUAAAUACAGCGGCAUCAUUGCGUUACAAUGGUUCUCGACUUCACUGGCAAACGCAAUUGUAUUGAAAUCACUGCCAAAUUUAUUAGAAAAUCGCCACAUAAAUUUUGCCAUUGGCGGUACAAUAGAACUCGUUAUUUACCUAGUCAUCUAUUUUAUUUUGUCACGGCAGGGAAGACGUUUACCACUGGGUAUUUUUCAGUCUCUCAACAGCAUGAUUUGCAUCUUGAUAGCUGGGCUGGUAUUCCUGCCUCGUCUAACGGCAUUUUGGAUUAGUACGCAAAGCAUUGCGAGAACGACAUUGCUGCUGUUGGGUAGAGUAACGACUACGAGUACAGUGGCUGCAGUUUAUUUGUACACAGUUGAAAUAUUUCCAACUGUUUUGCGAGCUACUUGCUUAGGCGUUUUCACUGUCUUUGGUACGAUUGGUUAUCUUGGUGCACCAUACAUCAGCACCAUGGAGCAUUGUGUACCCAUGGGAGACUUUAUGCUAGCAGCAUUGCUAUGUCUCAUUGCUGGGCUGUCGUGUCUAGUUAUGCCGGAAACACUGAGCAAAGUACUACCGGAUACUAUUCAGGACGCACACAGAUUAACUAUCGGGGAGGAUGCUGGUCAUGCCAAUGAACAGGAGGAUGCAGCCGCUGAGAGGGAAAUCCUCAGAGAAAAAUUGUUUUCCGAAGAUUGGGUCGAUGCUGGCAAUGGAAUUAUCGUUAAUUUUACGGAGAAUAGGAAUUGAUGGGAAUGAGUCUGUAGAUGUCGGUCUGUAAGUGGUGAAGAAUCGGUAAUCAAUGAAUUUCAGAAGAUGUCUGACAACUUUUUUGAUGAAAAUGAAUUUAUCAACUCAUUUGCAUAUUCGAAAAUGUUUAUGAGAAAAUUUUAGCGAUUUUUCAAGUUUAGGCUUUAAUAUUGCGUUAUACGAUGAGCGGGAAUGGUUGCUAACGUUGUAAAAAUCAAUUCUAUCGAAAAAACUUUCCAUAAAAAAAUGUUUUUUUGUGUUGAAUUGAUUUUCUUCAAGAUGAAAAAAAAAGUUUUGUCUUAUGCCUCGUUUCAAAGACAAUUAUGUCUCCCUGGGUUUGAUCAAGUGAUUUUUGUUGAUAAAUAUAUAUCAUUCAUUAAUUAGUCAACAUUUAUCAUGGGAAAAAAUAAUUUCACCAGGAAAUUACCAUUUUCAGAUCGAAAACUUGAAAAAUUUCCUUCAACAUCUCUUGAGGUUUUUUACAUAUUUGAAACCAAUGGAGAUGAACCAAAAGAUAGAUUAUAGAGAUUUUCACCACUGAAAUUGUGUUCUGUACAUAUCUUCGUUUUAAAAUGUUUGAUGGACCAAAAUACAUUGUACUAAUUAUGCAUAAAUUUUAUUCCUACGGUAGACUGAGUAGAAUUCGUUUCUGUAUGUAAUGAAGUUUGAGUUUAAUUUAUUCCGAAGUCAAUAUGUCUGUUGACGCCUUAUUAUCAGUGUUUAAUAUAUUGUUUACGAAGAUAAUAAUAACCAUUG
This is a messenger RNA of Diachasmimorpha longicaudata, 3065 nucleotides long. Its product is annotated as solute carrier family 22 member 19-like. Gene Ontology annotation, molecular function: transmembrane transporter activity. The record is from RefSeq and is a predicted model, not a curated record. Gene Ontology annotation, biological process: transmembrane transport. The transcript is spliced from 8 exons. NCBI's taxonomy places the organism in Eukaryota, Metazoa, Arthropoda, Insecta, Hymenoptera, Braconidae. Bases 279 to 2309 code for a protein of 676 amino acids.